Paramecium octaurelia is the source of this 1302-nucleotide messenger RNA. Lineage: Eukaryota; Ciliophora; Oligohymenophorea; Peniculida; Parameciidae. The record is from the annotation of a GenBank genome assembly.
AUGAUUUAUACAGGUAAAAAGUAAAGAGCUACGGAGAAAGAAACAAAAGAAAAUAAAUUAGGAUAACUCUAAAAAAGUUAGGCUAAAUAAGUAGAAUAGUUAACUUUGAUAUAUGAUGUGUUUUAAAAAAAUUUGCAUCAGUUUGCAGGAAAAUAUAGAGAUGAGAUCUCAAAGAAUCCUGAUUUCAGAGAAAAGUUUAAUGAAUUAUGCGAUAAAAUGGAUGUCAACCCAAUGAUGUCGAAAAAGACUAUAUGGAGUGAUUUAGGUUUUGGAGAUUUUUAUAAUGAGUUAGCUGUAAAUAUUGAUAAUAUGAAAAGAUUAAAAUUCUAGACAUUUGUGCAAAAAAAUAUGCCAUUUAUGGUGGAAUUACUAAAAUCACUGAUAUAAUUGAUGAAUUUAGAAAGGUCNAAAUAAUUAAUUUUAUAUAAAAUAAAUAAAGUAUGCUGCAGUAAUAAUCAACAAUUAAAAGAAUAAAAGGACAUUCUCCUUAGAGAUCACCAGGUAAAUUCUGUUCAAAUUUAUUGAAUAUUAGUAAUAAAUUUGCAGGGACAGGUGGAAGUAUUAAUAUAUAAGUUAUAUGACAUUUAGUGUGUUCAUCAUUAGCUCCAAAGAAAAGUUAAGCUCCAUAAAAAGUACCAAAAUCAGGGAUCUUUUAAGCUUUGCCUAUGAUUGAAUAGACUUUAUUUAAAAAAUAUUAUGAUCGUGGAGAUCUUCCAAUUGCUGUUAAUUUUAGUGGAGCUGUUAGAAAGAUCGUUUGGAAAUGUGAACCUGAAUGCUUAGAUUAUCAUUUAUAUCUUCCUAUAUUCUUUGAAGGACUCAGAGAAACUGAAGAUCCUUAUAAAUUCUUAGCUGUCAAUGGAUGUGAAGAAUUAUUAUAAAAAGGAGAAACUAAGAUAUUAUCAGUCUUACCUUAAUUGAUCAUUCCUAUCAAAAGUAAAUCAUUUAUAAUAUUAACAUUCUUUAAUAGAAGCCUUAGCAACUAAGAAUCAUGAUAUUAUGUGUAUUACCUUAAAGAAAAUAUAGAAAUUAGUCAAAAGUGGUUAAAUGAUAGGAGAAGCCUUAGUUCCUUAUUAUAGAUAAAUACUACCUGUUUUGAAUAUGUAUAAGAAUAAAAGAUGUAAUAUUCAAUUAUCAUUUAUUUUAGUAAACAUUGGAGAUAAAAUUGAUUAUUCAUAAAGAAAAAAUGAAAAUCUAUCUGAUCUCAUUUAAGAAACAUUAGAAACACUUGAAAAAAAUGGAGGAGAAGAUGCAUACAUUAAUAUUAAAUAUAUGAUACCUACAUAUGAAAGUUGUAUGUUUUGA